GCAUGUUCCGGAGGUCCGGCUGUAGCCGCGUGCCUGGGUGGACUUUGCGGGCAAGGAUUCUUCUGUACCACUAACAACUUCUGCUGCCGUUGCCAAUCAGGAAACACGACAGGACCAUGUGUAAAUCAGCAAUGUCCAGUUGGCUACAUGUGCAACACCAAUAACUAUUGCUGCCCUCUCGGAUCUGGUGGAGUCCUAGGACCAUGUGUGAAUGGAGCCUGUCCGACGGGAUACACCUGUGGUGCUGGAAACCUUUGCUAUCUGACGGCAGGAAAGUAG
Haemonchus placei is the source of this 279-nucleotide messenger RNA. The record is from the annotation of a GenBank genome assembly. NCBI's taxonomy places the organism in Eukaryota, Metazoa, Nematoda, Chromadorea, Rhabditida, Trichostrongylidae.